GAGAGUGGGAGGAGAAGAGAGAUCUGCACCGUAGCUAUCUUUCUUCUCUUCUUUUAGUGUUUUUUCUUUUUCUUCUUUUCAUUAUUCACUAGCUUUUCUUCAUUUCUUCUCUGAUCAAAGUUUUUAAUGGCGAAGCAUGAAAGCAGAUUCUGUGGAUGCUGUUGAUAGUUGUUAUUCAUGUGAAGCUGCUGCGAAUUGUUCUUUGUUUAGCGAAAAACAAAAAAAUUAUAUAAAAAAGCUGCUCCUCCACGGGCCAUUGAUUGACCUUUCCUAUUCCUUUCUAAAGCAGAGUUGACGCUUUUACCCUUUUCGCCACUAAAUGGCCCCAAGCAAGAUCCGUCAGGCCCUCGGGGCCGUGAAAGACAAGACAAGCAUUGGCCUAGCCAAGGUGAAUGGCAGCAGCACCUCCAUCGCCGACCUCGAGGUCGCCAUCGUAAAGGCUACUCGACACGAAGAACACCCAGCCGACGAGAGACACAUUAGGGAGAUUCUGAGCUUAACUUCUUAUUCCCGUAUGUACAUCAGUGCCUGUGUGAACACAUUAUCAAGGAGACUAAACAAGACUAAGAACUGGACCGUCGCUCUCAAGACACUCAUUUUGAUUCACAGACUCCUCUUGGAAGGUGAUCCUGCUUAUGAACAAGAGAUCUUCUUCGCUACAAGGCGUGGAACUCGGCUUCUCAACAUGUCUGAUUUUAGAGAUACUUCUCGAUCAACCAACUCAUGGGACUUCUCAGCUUUUGUACGUACAUAUUCUCUCUAUCUUGAUGAAAGACUUGAGUAUCGGAUGCAUGGUCGACGAGGUCGCCGGAAUGGGAUAGGAUAUGAGGAUGAUGAAGAAGACUCUGGCCAGCCUCCGAUGAAGUCCACCCCAGUUCGGGAGCAGAAGACUGAGCGUAUCUUUACUAGGGCUCAACAUCUUCAACAGAUUUUGGAGCGAUUUCUAGCUUGUCGACCAACAGGUGAGGCGAAACACAACCGGGUGGUGACGGUGGCUCUUUAUCCGGUAGUGAAAGAGAGCUUCCAGAUAUACUUCGACAUAGCUGAAAUCAUGGGCAUCUUGAUCGACCGCUUCAUGGAACUCCAAGUUCCAGAUUGUGUCCGAGUUCAAGAGAUCUUCGCUCGACUUGGGAAACAGUUUGAGGAGCUCGACUCAUUCUACUGCUGGUGCAAGCAGGUCGGGAUUUGCAGGUCCUCCGAGUACCCAGAAAUUGAGAAAAUCACUCCAAAGAAGCUUGAGGUCAUGGAUGAAUUCAUCCGAGACAAGUCAGCUCUUGCCCAGAUGAAGAGAGCCAGCCCACAAAACAACCUCAUCGUCCACGAAGAGAAAGAUAGCAAAGAACAAGAGCCCACCGUUGAAGAAGAAGAAGAGGAUAUGUCCAACAUCAAAGCUCUGCCACCGCCGGAAGGCUUCCAGGAGGAAGAAGCCAAGGCCGAUGAAGAGAAAGAAGAGACCAAAGAAGAUCCGAUCCCCACCACCCAACAAGAAGGCGACCUGUUGAAUCUACAUGACGACACGGUGACCACCGAACAGCAAGGAGAUAAAUUAGCUUUGGCGUUGUUCGAUGGUGGCGCUGCUCCAUGUUCGUCCCAGACUCCAGCAUGGGAAGCUUUCAACAUGGAAGAAUCCGGGGAUUGGGAAACGGCGUUGGUGCAAUCGGCCAGCCACCUAUCGAACCAGCCGACAUCUCUCGCAGGUGGUUUUGAUAAGUUGUUGCUCGACGGCAUGUAUCAACAAUCUGCCUCCAAUGCGGCGGCCACAGCAGCACAAAGUGCCUAUGGAGGCACUGGAAGCGCAAGUAGCGUCGUGAUGACUGGUAAGCCAGCGAUGUUGGCAUUGCCAGCACCACCGGUCAAUGGUGUGACACCCACAGGACUGAAUGCAGAUCCAUUCGCUGCGUCUCUAGCGGUGGCACCGCCACCAUACGUGCAGAUGUCGGAGUUGGAGAAGAAGCAGAAGCUGUUGAUGGAAGAGCAGCUCUUGUGGCAGCGGUAUCAAAGGGAUGGGAUGCAGGGGCAGCUUGGACUUACAAAAUUACAACAAAAUCCCUAUCCCUAUCAGUAGAACAUAUGAGGCUGAAUAGGCACAAAUGUCAUUUUGUGGGUCUGUGGGGAGGUACAUUAGGAGAUCAGUAGGCAAAUUGAGGGUGAUAUGGUCAUUUUGGGAGCUGGAGGGUCUUUAUGCUAGGGAGAAAAUUGUAACUUUUGUAAUUUAAUGUUGAAGUCCUACUUUGGUUGUGUAAUUGUGUAUGAAUUCCACCGGAGUACAGAAAAAAAUAAAAUAGUGUAUAAAUAUUGACGAAUAGAACCGAAAUCGACAGUUUAAUUUGGUUUCUAAAAUUAGAACCUAUUCUCGGUUCGAUUUGGUUUUAUUUUCAAGGUUGAAAUUGGUUCAAA
Macadamia integrifolia is the source of this 2397-nucleotide messenger RNA. RefSeq names its product putative clathrin assembly protein At4g02650. NCBI's taxonomy places the organism in Eukaryota, Viridiplantae, Streptophyta, Magnoliopsida, Proteales, Proteaceae. Gene Ontology annotation, molecular function: clathrin heavy chain binding; SNARE binding; phosphatidylinositol-4,5-bisphosphate binding. The record is from RefSeq and is a predicted model, not a curated record. The coding region runs from base 320 to 2065 and encodes 581 amino acids. The transcript is spliced from 4 exons. Gene Ontology annotation, biological process: clathrin-dependent endocytosis; clathrin coat assembly; vesicle budding from membrane. Gene Ontology annotation, cellular component: clathrin-coated pit; clathrin-coated vesicle.